UGAGUUUCCGAGCUCUCUCUAAAAAAGCAUUGCAAGGAAAGAGGAAGGCCAGCACCUUGCUCUCUCUCCCCCAGAACUGCAGUUUGUGUGGCCUUGGUUGACGACUACUGGGAGCAGGUGUCACUCAGAGGGGCUCUUUUCUCCGGAUUGCAGCAAGCUUGGAAGGGGUUCACCUAACCUCCUCCCCAAGGAGACCCAUCGCAGGCUUCUAGGAUGAUCUGUGAAUGUUUGCUGAAAUGAGCAGCAGCUGAGAUCUCGGGAUAAAAGGUUCUGAAAAAGAAUAGCUCUUUGGUUGCAGAUAACGUCAUAUCUUCAUACUCCUGUCUCAUGUCUUGGCUCUGCUUCAUUCAACGGCAUUGAAUGUUUGCUGUGCAUGUGUAUUGUGUGGACUGUGAUCCGCCCUGAGCCCCUUUGGAGAGAUAGAGCGGAAUAUGAAUAAAGUGUUGUUAUUAUUAUUAUUAUUAUUUUGGGCUCUAGCUCUGUACCUGUAACCCUUUUCUGGACUUUGUUGUAUACUGAAUAUUUGACUCUAAAUUCUGGACUGACGUUCUGGUUUCGUUUAUGGACUGGACUUUGUUUGUAUCCCUGACUUGCUGUCUUGAUUUUGGGACUCUAAAUUCAGUUUGUACUCUUGAUAUUUGAUGAACUCUGCGUAAUGAACUCUUGGCAUAUGACCAUUGGUCUGUAACCUUGGGUCUUGUUUAUUUUUGCUCCUGACCUGGAUCUACAGUACUCGACGUGUCUGCAUUAACUGGACUCUUGACCUGCACUUGUGUUCAUUGUUCCUUCGACUGUGUGGCUCCAAUUGCAUUAUUUUUAGCCCAGUGGUUUCCAACUAGGGAUCACUUGACCAGGGACCACUCUCCAAAAUUAAUACCAAAAGGGUUACAACUCAGUUUUUGGUCAACUUUAGAUUCGGUUUGGUUAUUUGGGGUGCUGAUUCAGAAAAUGGCAUUGGAUAGACCACAUCAGCUCUAGUUCCUGAUACAGAACACAUGCCACCCAGUAGUCGCCAUCUGCUCGUCCACAGAAAACCAUAUUCAAUAAACCUCGGCACUAUAGGAGGGUUUUGCGAGACUACUCGCUCUCAUUGCAAUGGUGUAGUAAUGGUGAGGCCAUGGACCCUAUUUAAGCUCUUCCGGACCAUUGGUGGCCCACGGACCACAGAUUGGCAACCACUGUUUUAGCCGGACCAAAGACUUCAGUCUUCCUGUAAGUUAAUAUGGUCUUGGCUUAUCUUGUGUUUGUUUAAUAAACCUCAGAGUUUAUACUAGGAGAGCCCUGGAACACGAGACCAUCACUCUACAUGUGCAUUUAUCGUUGCUUACAGUGAAUCAUUUUUGGUAUUUGGGACUGUUUAAUCCCCACCUUUGGCAAAGGGUCCAUUAGGAUACACAACAUAUCUCCCUAACAGCAGGGAAUGGAAGGCAAAGAAUGAUGACAACGACUGAUGUACAUUCAUGAAUCAGUUCAGAUGGACACAUUAACUAAAUUGAUGAAGUAUAGAGUAUAGAACAGUAUUGAAAGGAAAUCGAGUAAACAGAUAAUCAUAUAGUGAGUGAGAGGUUUCUAGACUAUGGUUUGGGGUCCAUUAAUUUUGUUCUUAUUGUGCAAGGUGUGUGUCCUUGUUCCCUUUAUAUUUGUUAAGUAGUCAUUAAAAAAAAAGGUACCAAAGUUAUAAUUUGUGUAAAAAAAUAAAAUGCCAAAAUUGUAAUUUGUGUAAACAGGCUUUGAUUUGUUUUUCUUUUUCUGUGUUUGAAUAAAAUGUUUUUUUUUUUAAAUAAAAUGUGAUAGAGCAGCUUUAAAAAGCCAAUGUGAUUCUAGGCUGUACCAAUGGGAGCAUGAUGUCUAGAUCCAGGUAAGUUUUAGUUGACUCUGUGUCCAGUUCUGAGCAGCUCAAUUCAAGCAAGAGUUUGGGAUGCUAGAAUGUGUCCAGAGAAGGACUCUAGGGAAUGGCUGAGGGAGAUGAGUGUGUUUAGUUUGGAGGGGAAAAAGGCCGACGGGACAAGAGAGUCGAUAAUUGGAAGCAUGUCCCAUUGAGGAGAAAAGGGCAAGGAAUAGCAAACACAGAGCUACAGCUGAAUGUCUUGUUCUUUUCAAACAAUUAAACAUUCAUCUUCUAAGUCUAAACGUUAGCAAGGUCAUUGAAAAGUAGAGUCCAGCAGUCUCGAAAGUUUAGGACUCCCAUGCUUAGGCUUCAGGACUAGUAUUCAGGACUAAAGUUGGUUGUGGAACGCCCUCCCAAAUGAUGCCAGGGAGGCUCCCUCUCCUAUCUUUCCGCAGGAAAGUUAAGACCUGGUUGUGGGACCAGGCUUUCAAGCAAGAGCAGCAGCAUCAAUCACUACCACACCUUUUAGAACUCAAUGACAGACCCAGUUUUUAGACUCCAAAUGUGCCAGUUGUAUAUUUAUAUGUAUACUAGCUGUGCCCGGCCACGCGUUGCUGUGGCGAAGUCUGGUGGUCUGGGAAAUAAAGUAUUGAGGAAUUGGUGGUAGUUAAGGUCAAGGGUAAAGGUUUUCUCCUGACGUUAAGUCCAGUCGUGUCUGACUCUGGGGGUUGGUGCUCAUCUCCAUUUCUAAGCCAAAGAGCUGGCAUUGUCCAUAGACUCCUCAAAGGUCGUGUGGCCGGCAUGACUGCAUGGAGCUCCGUUACUUUUCGCCGGAGCAGUACCUAUUCAACUACUCUCAUUUGCGGGUUUUCGAACUUUAGGGUUGGCAGAAGCUGGGGCUAACAGUGGGGGCUCUCUCCGCUCCCCCAAUUCAAACCUGUGGCCUUUCGGUCCAGAAGUUCAGCAGCUCAGCGCUUUAACACGCUGCACCAUCAAGGGAUAUUAUUUCCUAAAGGUUGUGAAUAUACAAUAUUUUUGAUUUUUUGUGUGUGUGUUGGAGGCAAGUAUGAAUGCUGCAAUUAGGGGAAAUGAUUAGCAUGUCAUGGCCUUGCAGCUUUAAAGCCUGGCUGUUUCCUCCCUGAGUGAAUUUUUUGUUGGGAGGUGUUAGCUCGCCCUGAUGGUUUCCUGUGUGGAAUUCCCCUGUAUUCAGAGUUUAGUUCUUUAUUUAGUGUUCUGAUUUUAGAGAUUGUAUUGUUCUGUUUUAUUAUACCACAGUAAUUUUUAUAUAUUCAGAUUUCAGUGUUUUUGAAUAGUUGGAGCCAGAUUGUAUUCAUUUUCACAGUUCACAGCAAAACAAUAAUAAUAAUAAUAGUAAUAAUAAUGACUUUGGUAAUACACACUGCUUCACUCCCUUCUCAGCUUCCUUUCUGGAAGAAUCCUUUCUUGGGAGGUGUUAGCUGGCCCUGAUUGUUUCCUUUGUGGAAUUUCCAAUUUCCCUGCUUUCAGAUGUUGCUCUUUAUUUACUGUCCUGGUUUUAGAGAUUACAUUGUUCUGUAUUAUUCUAUCACAGUAAUUAUUUCAUAUUACAGUAGAAUCUCACUUAUCCAACAUUCGCUUAUCCAAUGUUCUGGAUUAUCCAACGCAGUCUGCCUUUUAGCAGGCAAUGUUUUUGUAGUCAGUGUUUUAAAUUCAUUGUGAUAUUUUGGUGGUAAAUUUGUAAAUACAGUAAUUACUACAUAGCAUUACUGCGCUGGAACUACUUUUUCUGUCAAAUUUGAUGUAUAACAUGAUGUUUUGGUGCUUAAUUUGUAUAAUGAUGACCUAAUUUGAUGUUUAAUCAGCUUUUCCUGAAUCCCUUCUUAUUAUCCAACAUAUUCACUUAUCCAACGUUCUGCCGGCCUGUUUAUGUUGGAUACGUGAGACUCUACUGUAUAUUGAUAAUCUUAUAUGAUCUGCUUAGAACUGGAUUAUAUGAAGCCCCUUCUUCACAGCUGUAUAAAAUGCACACUGAAGUGGAUUAUAUGGUAGUGUGGAGUCAAGAUAAUCCAGUGCAAAGCAGAUAAUUAUAAAUGGGUUAUAUAGCUGUGUGGAAGGGCCCUGAGUCUACACUGCCAUAUAAUUUAUUUAUUUAUUACAAUAUUUAUAUCCCGCCCUUCUCACCCAACAGGGGACUCAGGGCGGCUUACAAUAAAACACACAUAUAAAAACUAUACAAUACACUAUAAAUCAGUUUAAAAAAUUAACUUACAUAAAACAUUCAUAAAACGCAUUAUAAAAUACAGAUAGGCGUGCUCAAGUUUAAAAGACUGGGUCUGUCAAUUGAGUUCCAGUAUACAUAAUAGUAAUUAAUGCUGCUGAUUCUUAUUCGAAAGCCUUAUUCGAAAAGCCUUAUAAUCCAGUGCAAAUUAGAUAAUCUGUGGAAGAGGCCUAAGUGAGGCCUAAAUCUGCCUGUCCCCUAACUGAACCCUGGCUGUCCCUUGGCUGAGCUGGUUGCUAGGAGACCAAGUGGGCAGAGAUUAGCCCUCUUAACUGGCAGCAAUUGGAUAAAAACAAUUAUUGCUUUCCCUCUAAUUAGGACUUUAUUUUUCUUUUCUUUUUUGUUGUAUCAACCUAGAGGCGUGGAUGAUGGGUUGUGUUGUCAAAUUUCGCGGUUGGGGGGGCCUGUAGUUUUGUUGUUUUGCCGGUGCCGAUUCCAUUACUCUUUUAUAUAUAUAAAUUGCUAGCUGUGCCCGGCCACGCGUUGCUGUGGCUUAGUCUGGUGGUGUUGGUCAGUCUACAUUAAGUUGUAUUUAUGCUGUGACCUCCAUCCUUCUUUAUACUCACAUUAGUAGUAGUAUUUGAAGUCCGUUACCUUCUUCAAUUUUUGUGUUGAUUGAUAAUUGCUUGAGAUCCCUGUUGUCUUUGGUUUGUUGUUAAUCGUGAUGUCUGAUUCUGCUGAGUGCGGUUUACAUCUUAUUGUGGUACAAUAGUCUUUCGUUUGUUUUGCCUGUGUAGGUGUUUAUUAUUGUUGUUGUAGUGGUCAUGAAGGCUGGAUAAGUUAGAUGCUACUGUAUUGUUUUUUGGAGGCCCAGUGUAGCACUGACUGGCCUCUUAGCCUCAGUGCCUGGCUGCUUCUUGCCUGUGAUGGUGUUGAUUCUUAUUGUUAUUGUUGUCAUUGUUAUUAUUGUAAUUGUUUUUCUGGAGGCCAAGUGUGAAUGUAGGGAUUGGGGAGGUAGAUGAGCACUGAAUGGUCUUGUAGACUCAGUGCAUGGCUGAUUCUUGCCUGUGUAGGUGUUUAUUAUUAGUGGGUGAGUGGAUGGAUAGAUAGAGUGGGUGCUCUCCUUGUUUCCUUUAUUCCUAUGCUGUUCCCUUUCUCUGCUCCAAUCCUGAGCUCACUGAUAAGAACACACUGGUCAGAAAGGAGGGUAAAUAUAGCCGGAUCAAUGGUCUUUCUCUCUCUUUUGCUCUUGGCCUUCUGGGCAGAGAGGGAGGGCUCUUGUCCUUGGCAUUCCUUCGCUUCCCUUCCCUCCCUCCUUCCUUCAUUCUAUCCGUCCCAGCCUUUCCUGCCUGCAGAGCCAUGGAACUGGGUCAGUGGGUUGGAUGGUGGGGAAAGGGAGAAGGAAGAGGCCUCUAAUUGAAAUGCAUGGACUCCAUGCCAUGGGGUGCUGGGAUUUGUAGUUUGCAUCCAGUCUAACCCCUUUCUUUCUUUUUGUCAUGGAGGAAGAACCCACCCAAACCUCUCAGACAGAUGGUCAUCUGGUUUAGUUGUGUUGUUAUAGUCACGAUGCAUUGUUGUGAGCUUUAUGGGUCCGGAUUGUGGUUUUGUGGUGUGGUUGUGUUGUUACAACCAGGAGGCAAGGCUUUUGCAUUGUGUUGUCAAGUUUUCUAUUUCUGGGGCGUUUAGUUGUGUGCCAAGUUUCGUAUUUCUGGGGUGUUUAGUUGUGGUGUUAUAGUCACGAUGCAUUGUUGUGAGUUUUGUGGGUCCGGAUUGUGUUUUGUGGUGUGAUUGUGUUGUUACAACCGGGAGGCAAGGCUUUUGCGUUGUUUUGCCAAGUUUCGUAUUUCUGGGGUGUUUAGUUGUGGUGUUAUAGUCACGAUGCAUUGUUGUGAGUUUUAUGGGUCCGGAUUGUGUUUUGUGGUGUGAUUGUGUUGUUACAACCGGGAGGCAAGGCUUUUGCGUUGUUUUGCCAAGUUUCGUAUUUCCGGGGCGUUUAGUUGUGUUGUUAUAGUCAUGAUGCGUUGUUGUGAAUUUUGUGGGUCUAGUGUGGUUUUGUGGUGUGAUUGUGUUGUUACAACCGGGAGGGAAGGCUUUUGUGUUGUGUUGCCAAGUUUUGUAUUUCUAGGGCAUUUAGUUGUGUUGUUAUAGUCAUGAUGUGUUGUUGUGAGUUUUGUGGGUCCGGAUUGUGGUUUUGUGGUGUGGUUGUGUUGAUGUAACCGGGAGGCAAGGCUUUUGCGUUGUGUUGCCAAGUUUCGUAUUUCUGGGAUGUUUAGUUUUGUUGUUAUAGUCACUGCCCCCACAACUUUAUCCUUUUAUAUAUAUAGAUUAUAAGUAUAUACAGUAUAUUAUAUUUUUAGCAUAGCACAAUAUUAGUAUUAGGAGAAAACCUUGACUCUCUACCUAUUACAAUCUUAUUAUGUAUUAUUAUAUGUAUAUACAGUAUAUUAUCUUAUUAGCAUAGCACAAUAUUAGUAUUAGGAGAAAACCUUGACCCUUUACCUAUUACAACAUUAUUAUGUAUUAUUAUAAGUAUACUAGCUGUGCCCGGCCAUGCGUUGCUGUGGCGAAGUCUGGUGGUCUGGGAAAUAAAGUCUUGAGGAAUUGGUGGUAGUUAAGGUCAAGGGUAAAGGUUUUCUCCUGACGUUAAGUCCAGUCGUGUCUGACUCUGGGGGUUGGUGCUCAUCUCCAUUUCUAAGCCGAAGAGCCGGCGUUGUCCGUAGACUCCUCCAAGGUCAUGUGAGAUGACUGCAUGGAGCGGCGUUACCUUCCCGCUGGAGCAGUACCUAUUGAUGCACUCACAUUUGCAUGUUUUUGAACUUCUGUGUUGGCAGAAGCUGGGGCUAACAGUGGGGGCUCUCUCCGCUCCCCCAAUUCAAACCUGUGGCCUUUCGGUCCAGAAGUUCAGCAGCUCAGCGCUUUAACACGCUGCGCCAUCAGGGGAUAUUAUUUCCUAAAGGUUGUGAAUAUAAAAUAUUUAUGAUUUUUUUGUGUGUUGGAGGCAAGUAUGAAUGCUGCAAUUAGGAAAAUGAUUAGGAUGUAAUGGCCUUGCAGCUUUAAAGCCUGGCUGUUUCAUCCCUGAGUGAAUUUUUUGUUGGGAGGUGUUAGCUGGCCCUGAUUGUUUCCUGUCUGGAAUUCCCUUGUUUUCAGAGUGGUGUUGUUUGCGAUAUUUUAUGUGCUUCUACUCUCUGUGGCCCUGAGAAAACAGAGGAUUUGCCAGACUUUGAUGAUGGGAAUACUUCGUUGGAGGUGUUAGCUGGCCCUGAUUGUUUCCUGUGUGGAAUUUCCCUGGUUAUGUACUGUCCUGGUUUUAGAGAUUAUAUUGUUCUGCAUUAUUCUAUUCCAGUAAUUAUUUCAUAUUAAAGUAGAAUCUCACUUAUUUAUUUAUUUAUUUAUUGACAACAUUUAUAUCCCGCCCUUCUCACCCGAAGGGACUCAGGGCGGCGUACAAAUUGGCAACAAUUCAAUGCCUGCACAUAAUUAAAACAGCAAUGAAAAUCCAAUAAAACAAUUAAAACAAUAUAAAAAUAUAAAACAUAUAAUUAAAAUCCAUUCCAUUAUUCAACAUUCACUUAUACAAUGUUCUGGAUUAUCCAACGCAGUCUGCCUUUUCAUAAUCAAUGUUUUUGUAGUCAGUGUUUUAAAUUCAUUGUGAUAUUUUAGUGGUAAAUUUGUAAAUACAGUACAGUAGAGUCUCACUUAUCCAACAUAAACGGGCUGGCAGAAUAUUGGAUAAGCGAAUAUGUUAGAUAAUAAGGAGGCAUUAAGGAAAAGCCUAUUAAACAUCAAAUUAGGUUAUGAUUUUACAAAUGAAGCACCAAAAUAUCAUGUUAGACAACAAAUUUGGCAGAAAAAGUAGUUCAAUACACAGUAAUGCUAUUAUAGUAAUUACUGUAUUUAUGAAUUUAGCACCAAAAUAUCACGAUAUAUUGAAAACACUGACUACAAAAAUGCAUUGGAUAAUCCAGAACAUUGGAUAAGCGAGUGUUGGAUAAGUGAGACUCUACUGUAAUUACAACAUAGCAUUACUACGCAUGGAACUACUUUUUCUGUCAAAUUUGUUGUAUAAUAUGAUGUUUUGGUGCUUAAUUUGUAUAAUCAUGACCUAAUUUGAUGUUUAAUCGGCUUUUCCUGAAUCCCUUCUUAUUAUCCAACAUAUUCACUUAUCCUGCCGGCCUGUUUACGCUGGAUAAGUGAGACUCUCUCCGGGUCUGCCCGGAGACCGGUGACGACGCGGCAGGAGCCCGAUUCCCAUUGGCGGUCCCGGGAAUGACCGUUAACGGCAGAACGGCGAAGGAAAGGGCCGGGGGAGAGUCUGCCCGGAGACCGAUGACGUCGGAGAGGAAGGCGAAUGCCCAUUGGAGGAAAAGAAAGGAGGAGCGACUCUGCCUGUCUGUGUCGGGCUCCGUUCAAGUGCCGCGAAGCCCCGCCCCUCUGUGGGCAUCCUGCCCGCGGCCGCCAUGUUAGGUCCGGGCGGGAGUCCACCGAGGAAGGGAGGCCUCUUCCUAGAGAGGCUGAGGACGAGUGGGGGCGGGUGAGCGCACUUCCGGAGGAGGAAGAGAGAGCGAGCGAGCGAGUGCGGGAGACCAAGGAAGAAGAGAGCGGAGGAGGGUAUUUAUUCCUCGCCCCGAAGGGGACUCAGAGCGGCUUUACCGAACACACACACGGCAAACAUUCAGUGCCUGAUUCUACAAUUAAGAAGGACAGACGACACAGACAGAGGUAACUUCUGAACAAGUUACGCGAAGAACACCUUGUGAGAGCUUUGCCCGAGGAGUGAUCUAAGUCUAAAGUGACUUCAAAAUACACAGCAAUGACAAAAAGAAGAAAGAAGUAGUAGAAAAAUAUAUUUCAAGCUGCAUACCUAUGCAAUUAAGGGGAGGAAAUAAGAUUGUGCUGAAAAAAGAUAGGCUUGGAAAAGCAAGCAGAAGGCUACAGAAACACAGACUGUGCUGUUUGAAAGGUUAUAUCUGUGAACCCCUGGCAUGAUAUUUGAAUUAUAAAUGUAAAAGAAUGGCAAGUCCUCUACCUCCCUAUCCUAGAUCACACACAGGGGAGAAGUUACAUCAGUGUGUGGAAUGUGGGAAACAAUUUGAUAGGAAACGUUCUCUUACUGUACAUGAACGGACCCACACAGGGGAGAAGCCCUAUAAAUGCAUGGAAUGUGGAGGAAGCUUCAGUCACAGUGGCAGUCUACGUUCCCAUCAAAGGACCCAUACAGGGGAGAAGCCAUAUAAAUGCAUGGAAUGUGGAGGAAGCUUCAGUCACAGUAGCAAUCUACGUUCCCAUCAAAGGACCCACACAGGGGAGAAGCCAUAUAAAUGCAUGGAAUGUGGAAAGAGCUUCAGUCAGAGUGGCCAUCUACAUUCCCAUCAAAUGACCCACACAGGGGAGAAGCCACAUAAAUGCAUGGAAUGUGGAGAAAGCUUCAGUCACAGUGGCAGUCUACGUUCCCAUCAAAGGACCCAUACAGGGGAGAAGCCAUAUAAAUGCAUAGAAUGUGGAGAAAGCUUCAGUCACAGUGGAAGUCUACAUUCUCAUCAAAGGACCCACACAAGGGAGAAGCCAUAUAAAUGCAUGGAAUGUGGAAAGAGCUUCAGUCAGAGUUGCCAUCUGCGUACCCAUCAAAAGACCCACACAGGGGAGAAGCCACAUAAAUGCCUGGAAUGUGGAGAAAGCUUCAGUCACAGUGGAAGUCUACGUUCCCAUCAAAGGACCCACACAGGGGAGAAGCCAUAUAAAUGCAUGGAAUGUGGAGAAAGCUUCAAUCAGAGUUGCAAUCUGCGUACCCAUCAAAGGACCCACACAGGGGAGAAGCCAUAUAAAUGCAUGGAAUGUGGAAAGAGCUUCAGUCAGAGUUGCAGUCUGCGUACCCAUCAAAAGACCCACACAGGGGAGAAGCCACAUAAAUGCAUGGAAUGUGGGGAAAGCUUCAGUCACAGUGGCAGUCUACGUUCCCAUCAAAGGACCCACACAGGGGAUAAGCCAUAUAAAUGCAUGGAAUGUGGAAAGAGCUUCAGUCAGAGUUGCAGUCUGCGUACCCAUCAAAGGACCCACACAGGGGAGAAGCCACAUAAAUGCAUGGACUGUGGAAAAAGCUUCAGUCACAGGGGAAGUCUACAUUCCCAUCAAAGGACCCACACAGGGGAGAAGCCAUAUAAAUGCAUGGAAUGUGGAGAAAGCUUCAGUCAGAGUUGCAAUCUGCAUACCCAUCAAAAGACCCACACAGGGGAGAAGCCACAUAAAUGCAUGGAAUGUGGAGAAAGCUUCAGUCACAGUGGCAGUCUAUGUUCCCAUCAAAGGACCCACACAGGGGAGAAGCCAUAUAAAUGCAUGGAAUGUGGAGAAAGCUUCAGUCGCAGAGGCAGUCUACAUUCCCAUCAAAGGACACACACAGGGGAGAAGCCACAUAAAUGCAUGGAAUGUGGAGAAAGCUUCAGUCACAGUGGAAGGCUACGUUCCCAUCAAAGGACCCACACAGGGGAGAAGCCAUAUAAAUGCAUGGAAUGUGGAAAGAGCUUCAGUCAGAGUUGCAAUCUGCGUACCCAUCAAAGGACACACACAGGGGGAGAAGCCACAGAAAUGCAUAGAAUGUGAAGAAAGCUUCAGUCGCAGUGAUAAUCUACGUUCCCAUCAAGGGAUCCACACAGGAGAAAUCACCUUAAUGCACGGAAUAUGAAAAGUGCUUUAGAGAAAGUGAAGCAUACAUUAGACAUCACAGAACUCAUGCUCCGCUAGAGGGAGCAUUUGAGUUUCUGCGCUGUCUCUAAAAAGCAUUGGAAGGAAAGAGGAAGGACAGCACCUUGCUCUCUCCUCCAGAACUGCAGUUUGUGUGGCCUUGGUUGACGGCUACUGGGAGCAGGUGUCACUCAGAAUGGCAGCAAGCUUCGAAGGGGUUCAUCUAACCUCCUCCCCAAGGAGACCCAUCACAGGCUUCUAGGGUGAUCUGUGAAAGUUUGCUGAAAUGAGCAGCAGUUGAGAUCUCUGGAUAAAAGGUUCUUUAAAAAAGAAAGCUCUUAGCAGGGGGUCCUGCUUCUUAGCAGGGGGUCCUGCUUCUUAGCAGGGGGUUGGACUAGAUGGCCCAUGUGGUCUCUUCCAACUCUACUAUUCUAUGAUUCUAUGAUUCUAUUUGGUUGCAGAUAACAUCAUAUCUUCAUACUCCUGUCACAUGUCUUGGCUCUACUGCAUUCAAUGGCAUCGAUUGUUUCCCAUGCAUGUGUACUGUAUGUACCGUGAUCCAUCCUGAGUCCAUUUGGGGGGAUAGGGCAGAAUAUAAAUAAAGUGUUACAGUAGAAACUCACUUAUCCAAGCCUCACUUAUCCAAGCUUCUGGAUAAUCCAAGCCAUUUUUGUAGUCAAUGUUUUCAAUAUAUCGUGAUAUUUUGGUGCUAAAUUCGUAAAUACAGUAAUUAUAACAUAACAUUACUGCAUAUUAAACUACUUUUUCUGUCAAAUUUGUUGUAUAACAUGAUGUUUUGGUGCUUAAUUUGUAAAAUCAUAAUCUAAUUUGAUGUUUAAUAGGCUUUUCCUUAAUCCCUCCUUAUUAUCCAAGAUAUUCGCUUAUCCAAGCUUCUGCCAGCCUGUUUAGCUUGGAUAAGUGAGACUCUACUGUAUUAUUAUUACUGCCCCUUGGUUAAAAUUUUGGGCUCUAGCCCUGUACCUUUCACCCUUUUCUGGACUUUGUUGUAUCCUGAAUUGUUGACUCUAAAUUCUGGACUGACGUCCUGGUUUCGUUUAUGGACUUGGACUUUGUAUCCCUGACUUUCUGGCUUGACUUUGGGACUCUAAAUUUGGUUGUACUGUUGAUUUCUUGAUUGUUAUUUGAUGAACUCUGCUGAAUGAACUCCUGGCAUGUGA
Anolis carolinensis (green anole) is the source of this 11878-nucleotide messenger RNA. Its product is annotated as zinc finger protein 709-like. Gene Ontology annotation, cellular component: nucleoplasm. The record is from RefSeq and is a predicted model, not a curated record. The transcript has 3 exons. Gene Ontology annotation, biological process: regulation of transcription by RNA polymerase II. NCBI's taxonomy places the organism in Eukaryota, Metazoa, Chordata, Lepidosauria, Squamata, Anolidae. Gene Ontology annotation, molecular function: RNA polymerase II cis-regulatory region sequence-specific DNA binding; DNA-binding transcription repressor activity, RNA polymerase II-specific. The coding region runs from base 9036 to 10619 and encodes 527 amino acids.